Jaculus jaculus (lesser Egyptian jerboa) is the source of this 1276-nucleotide messenger RNA. RefSeq names its product ORAI calcium release-activated calcium modulator 1 (gene Orai1). NCBI's taxonomy places the organism in Eukaryota, Metazoa, Chordata, Mammalia, Rodentia, Dipodidae. Gene Ontology annotation, cellular component: membrane. The transcript has 2 exons. The record is from RefSeq and is a predicted model, not a curated record. Gene Ontology annotation, molecular function: store-operated calcium channel activity. The coding region runs from base 1 to 930 and encodes 309 amino acids. Gene Ontology annotation, biological process: store-operated calcium entry.
AUGCAUCCAGAGCCGGGCCCGCCCCCGAGCAGCAGCAGCAGCAGCCACCCGGAGCUUCCCGUGAGCGGCGGCAGCACCACCAGCGGCAGCCGCCGGAGCCGCCGCCACAGCGGGGACGGGGAGCCUUCGGGGGCCCCGCCGCCGCCGCCGCCGCCGCCGCCGCCCGCCGUCAGCUACCCGGACUGGAUCGGCCCGAGUUACUCCGAGGUGAUGAGCCUCAACGAACACUCCAUGCAGGCGCUGUCCUGGCGCAAGCUCUACUUGAGCCGUGCCAAGCUCAAAGCCUCCAGCCGGACCUCGGCUCUGCUCUCCGGUUUCGCUAUGGUGGCCAUGGUGGAGGUGCAGCUGGAUGCUGACCACGACUACCCGCCCGGGCUGCUCAUCGUCUUCAGCGCCUGUACCACCGUGCUGGUGGCCGUCCACCUGUUCGCACUCAUGAUCAGCACCUGCAUCCUGCCCAACAUCGAGGCCGUGAGCAACGUGCACAACCUCAACUCAGUCAAGGAGUCGCCUCAUGAGCGCAUGCACCGCCACAUCGAGCUGGCCUGGGCCUUCUCCACUGUCAUCGGGACGCUGCUGUUCUUGGCCGAGGUUGUGCUGCUCUGCUGGGUCAAGUUCCUGCCCCUCAAGAAACAGCCAGGCCAGCCAAGCCCCACCAAGCCCCCUGCGGCCAGUGCUGCCAGUGUCAACGGAAGCAGUAGUGGUGGCAUCACCCCAGGCCAGGCAGCAGCCAUUGCUUCCACGGCCAUCAUGGUCCCAUGCGGCCUGGUCUUUAUCGUCUUUGCUGUCCACUUCUACCGUUCACUGGUCAGCCAUAAGACAGACCGACAGUUCCAGGAGCUCAACGAACUGGCUGAGUUUGCUCGCUUACAGGACCAGCUGGACCACAGAGGGGACCACCCCCUAACGCCCGGCAGCCACUAUGCCUAAGUCCCCACACGGACUUUGGAGCUUUUUCCGUGACUUUGUCCUGCCCCAGUCCCCAGGACAGCCUGUGUGUGGGGCUGGACUUCACAAGAGCAGAGAAUGGAGGGAAGAGGCUUUAAAAAAAAAUUAUUGCACUUUGAGACUUUCCUCUAAGAGAAUAAGCACUCCCUGUUCUUCCAGCUCUGGGAGGUUGGGGGGGCAGCGUGGGUACAGAUGCUGUCUUUGUCCCCACUCCACCCCUGUGCCAGUGCCACCCGGAUGCUUCCUGUCCUUUCCAUCUCAGCCUCCCUGUCCCCCAUUCAACGCCAAGUGUGCGUGAGUGUGAACACAUAAAUGUACUCACAAGGGA